AUGGCAUCAGCUGUGCCUAUUGAGCCUUUAGAUGGCAAGAAGAAGCUAGCCCACCAGAACAUGAACGAACUCGAGACAAUCUUCAACCGCUUCGACACCAACGGUAACGGCAAGAUCUCCGCUGACGAGCUCGACAGCGUGCUCCGGUCGCUCGGAUCCGACGUCUCUCCAGAGGACCUCCGCCAUGUCAUGGAAGACCUCGACACUGACCGCGACGACUUCAUCAACCUCAUGGAGUUCGUCGCCUUCUGCCGCUCCGAUGCCUCCAUCGACGGUGGAUCCAGCGAGUUCCGUGAUGCCUUCGAUCUCUACAACCGCGACAAAAAUGGCCUCAUCUCUACCGCGGAGCUCCACCUCGCGCUCAAUAGCCUCGACCUCAACUGUUUCGUCGAUGAAUGCCGUGUCACGAAUCGUUGUGUCAACUUCGAGGAGUUCAAGACGAUGAUGACGACCUCCAAGAAUCGCGGCGACGCCACGAAUGACUCCGUCCAUUAG
Molecule: messenger RNA, 495 nt
Organism: Glycine soja
Lineage: Eukaryota; Viridiplantae; Streptophyta; Magnoliopsida; Fabales; Fabaceae
Product: probable calcium-binding protein CML27
Exons: 2
Coding region: 1-495 (164 amino acids)
Molecular function (GO): calcium ion binding
Source: RefSeq, a predicted model, not a curated record